Messenger RNA from Hyaloscypha bicolor E, 2886 nucleotides. RefSeq lists its product as uncharacterized. The transcript has 3 exons. Lineage: Eukaryota; Fungi; Ascomycota; Leotiomycetes; Helotiales; Hyaloscyphaceae. Gene Ontology annotation, cellular component: chromatin. The record is from RefSeq and is a predicted model, not a curated record. Gene Ontology annotation, biological process: regulation of transcription by RNA polymerase II; DNA-templated transcription. Gene Ontology annotation, molecular function: RNA polymerase II cis-regulatory region sequence-specific DNA binding; DNA-binding transcription factor activity, RNA polymerase II-specific; zinc ion binding. The coding region runs from base 1 to 2886 and encodes 961 amino acids.
AUGGACCAGCACAGCCAUGGACAACGCGGACAUGUCCAGCAACCAGCGGCCUCUGUGGCCUAUCCCAACCCGUCAGCUCUGGAUCCCUCGGCAAAAGCACUCGAAUCACGGCCCAGAGCACACUGGACCUCUGAAAAUAGGCCAAAGGAAAUAUUUACCUGUCAACAGUGUUCCAAGAUCUUCAACAGACGAGAAAAUCUUAGUCGUCAUGUGAAAACACAUGAUGCCUCACCCUCCCAUUGUUGUAAGAAAUGCGGUAAAGGUUUCUCGAGGAGUGACCUUCUGAAGCGCCACGAGGCUGGCCAUGACCGGUGGGACCGUAAAGGCGUUGAAGAGCGUGACGAAUCUUCCAAAAGGAGAAAAGUCAAUGCUGAUGUUGAAUCUCCUUCAUCGUCGUCGAGCUCCUCCUGGGUAGCAGCGAAUAUGAGUCAUGUUCCUCCAACGCAGAAAUCACCGGAUGGCGGUUUCCCAGCUAGCAGUAAUGUGCCCUCUGCACACUUAUCUUCAACAGAAAGUCAACAAUUUGGACAGCAUGCGGCCGUUUCUCAGGGUUACCAAUUACAUCCCGGACAAGCACCCAAUUAUCAAGCUCGAGGUCAUUUGAAUCAAAUGCAAGGCCAUGCUCCCGCCCAUUACCCCCUAACAAACGAGCAGAUUUACAAUUUCGAUUCAAUGAAUACAUCAUUCAUCCCAUUCGACUUUUCAUCAUUUCUUCUCCCACCGGAUCUGGAACCCCAACCUGGAAAUGAAUGGUUCUCGCAUGACUUCUAUUCCGCAAUGCGUGAAAAUGGGAAUGACUGGUCUGGCCUUGGGGAGAUGAUGGAGCCGAACACUGUGACUCCUCACCAGGAAUAUGACAACAACUGGGCUCAAGGUCAACAGCAGUCUGCUGGGCAACUGCACGUUCAGCCUGCUCCUGGAAUCACUCAAGACACACAAGAACGCUUAGAUGAGGGCCAACAGGGGACAGGAGCAUAUAUUAGCCGUGUAUCUUCCCCGCCAAAUGAAGCAUCAGAAGAAGACAAAUGGCCAUUCCAAUGGAAUCCAAGCUCGACUCCAAUUCUCAAAGCUCACGCCAUCGAAAUCCCCGACAGCCAUCCUUUGUUCCAAGCCCACUACUCGCGGUUCGACAUCUCCGACACAACUCUCCUCAGACUUCGAGCUUUUCUCAAACCACCAUCUGGACGAGAAUAUCACCGAUCUCAGAAAGGCUCUUUUGUAUUGCCAUCCCUACCUGUCGUCAAUAUCUUUAUACGCAUAUACUUUGAACGGUUUUCUCCUCAAAUGCCAGUCCUUCAUCACGCGACAGUCAACACCAACGAGGAUUUACCAGCGCCGUUGCUUGCUGCUAUCAUUAUCAUCGGCGCAAUCUAUUCUCACCUAAAGCAUACACGGAGGUUCGCAAUUGUUCUGUUGGACAUUGUGAGAUGGCAUCUGCAAAUAGCAAUCGAGUGCGACAACAGUCUCAUGAGAGACCCCAUGAUCAUCUAUGCUGAAGCACUUAUAUGCCAUACCGGUCUCUGGUGCGGCAACAAACGAGCCUUCGAACUGGCAGAGGUAGUUCGCGGGUCUCUCGUCACCCAUAUACGCCGCGUCCAGUUCGGUGAACGAUUAAUUACGGCUGAGAGGGCUCCUUCACCCCAAGAAGGGAAGAACAACCUGAACCCAGAGUGGCGAGAAUGGAUCGUUGAAGAAUCUCGAAGAAGGCUAGCAUGGGUUGUGUACGCCAUCGAUUGUCAGUUUCCAUCCAUCCUCAAUCUCCCAUCCACCAUCUCUAUCGGGGAGGUGUGCAAUCUCGGAUGCCCUUGUGACGAUGAGUUCUGGUUUGCAACGUCGGCCAAAAACUGGAAGAACCUCUUGGGACCCGCUUCGGUGCCACCAUCGCGGUCCUUCUCAGCUGCUGUGGGACCCUUUAUUCUAGAGACGUUAAUAACUGGAGAUGCGCGACUACAAGGUUCUGGGAGAGUGAGCAAGCAUCUCCCCAUACUAAAUCUCAAUCCCUGGAGUGCGUUUCUUGUUCUGUUGGCGGUUCAAAGUCAGAUUUUCGAGUUCUCCCAGGACUCACUUAUCACGAGGACGUUCAUAGACGACGGGGAGUCAUCGGAUGAGGAAAAUGGUUCUGGGCAUGACAACGAGCCUGCCCAGGAUGGUGGGUAUGAAGGUGAUCUAACGAGAAUGCUGAGGAAGCUUAAGCAUCGACGUCGAUUGCAACUUGCAGAUGCUCUUGCUUCAUGGGGCAAAGCAUAUCAAGCCCCCUCACAUUCAAAUACCCACAUGUCAUCCCGCCAUUUUCACGCUUGCUCAAUCAUCGUCCACCACCUGAGCACAAUCCUCCUCGACAUUUCCCUCUCAGACCUUCAAAACGCCAUCGGCAAGGAAGGCACAACUGGCUCCACGAGAGCAUUUACCAAACUUACAAAAUGGGCUCGUAAAUCCCCUCAAUUGGCAGAGCAAGUCGUUUGUCACGCUUUCAAAACUAUUAUCAUGCUUGCUCCAGGCAAAGAUAAUGGGGACGGAGGGAUCAGAAAUAUUGAUACAGCGCCUUACAGUCUGGUCACCAUCUUCCUGUGCCACAUUGUGGUGUGGGCGUUCGCAAAUGUCUCCACGCAUUCCCAGAAACUGCAAUUAUUCUACGGGAUUUCCAAGAACAUGGAAUUGCGAUCAACAGCCUUUUUCUAUACUUUACAGCGCAGUUUUGGGUUCGAUGAACAUGCAGCACAAAGACCAACGAAGACGGGUCACGAAUAUGAAGAUCAGAAUGAGCAGAAUUCGACAGCAGCGGCAAAUUUGAUGUUCAGGAGUGCAGCGGAAAUGAUGAUAGGACUCGGAACUUGGGGAGCUGCUCUGAAUCUGGCUCAGCUGCUUCAUGAGCGGGCUGAGAUGUGA